Penicillium longicatenatum is the source of this 513-nucleotide messenger RNA. RefSeq lists its product as uncharacterized. The transcript is spliced from 4 exons. Bases 1 to 513 code for a protein of 170 amino acids. The record is from RefSeq and is a predicted model, not a curated record. Lineage: Eukaryota; Fungi; Ascomycota; Eurotiomycetes; Eurotiales; Aspergillaceae. Gene Ontology annotation, molecular function: nascent polypeptide-associated complex binding. Gene Ontology annotation, cellular component: mitochondrial outer membrane.
AUGUCUUACGCCGACGCAGCUGCCAAGGGUCCCAAGCAGGCCCCCGAGGAUGUAAACACACAGGCUCGCGCUCCCAACGUGGGUGGCGUGUACCACGACGAGUCUGAGAGCACUGCCUCCCUCAUCGACGUUGACUCUCCGCACGUGAACACCGUCGACCCCGAUUACGUCAACCAGGAUGUCAAGACAACUACACAGGCUGAGCGGAUAGAGCGUGAGGCUGCCGAGGCCGAGGAGCGCAAGGCUCGUGAGGCCAGUGAGAAAAAGGCCAAGGCCCGCAAGGCGAAGAGUAGCGGUCUGUUCGCCAACUCCGACAACCCCGUGUACAUCACCAACGCCGUUCUCGGUGCUCUGGUCGGUGCUGGUCUGGGCUUCGGUGCCUACCACAAGCAUGCCCAGGGCAAGCUUUCGUGGGAGUUGGUCGGUCUUGUUUCUGGUGCCGUGGGCGCUUUCGGUGUCGUGGACUACUUUGCCAGCAAGUGGUUCCUGCAGAACAAGUACCCUGCCAAAUAG